Molecule: messenger RNA, 642 nt
Organism: Solanum dulcamara
Lineage: Eukaryota; Viridiplantae; Streptophyta; Magnoliopsida; Solanales; Solanaceae
Exons: 3
Coding region: 1-642 (213 amino acids)
Source: RefSeq, a predicted model, not a curated record
AUGGUCACAGGACUUCCUCAAAUUACUGCUCCUUUUAAAAUCUGUGAAGAAUGUGUUGUUAGCAAACAAACUCGCUCUCAAAUUUCUAAAGAAAAGUCAUGGAGAGCAAAGGAUGUGUUGGAGCUUGUGCAUUCAGAUCUUUGUGGUCCAAUAAACCCAACAUCAAAUGGAGAGAAAUUUUCAGUAGCUUGCACACCAAAAAAUUCAGCAACUUCAGCAACAGUUGCUGUAGAAAAUGAAGAAACAACUCAGUCUGUUGGGUGUACUAUAAGAAGGCCUGCUUGGAUGGAAGAUUAUGAGGAAGCUGAGUUUGUUUCUGCGACUGCUUGUGCUUGUCAAUCUAUUUGGUUGAGGAGACUUCUAGAGGAGUUGAAAUUCAAGCAAUUAGGAGCUACCAAGAUCUUUUGUGACAACAAUUCAGCAAUCCAACUAUCUAAGAAUCCAGUGCUACAUGGAAGAAGCAAGCACAUUGAUGUGAAGUUUUAUUUCUUAAGAGAUCUUAGCAAUAAUGAAACAAUUGAAUUGAUCUAUUAUAGGAGUGAAGAUCAGAUUGCGGAUAUUUUCACCAAAGCCUUGAAGAUGGAGUCAUUCAUGAAACUUAGAAGGCUUCUAGGUGUCUUCACAAUUAAAGAUGUAAACUGA